Messenger RNA from Rhagoletis pomonella (apple maggot), 1887 nucleotides. RefSeq lists its product as uncharacterized. The transcript has 4 exons. Bases 1 to 1887 code for a protein of 628 amino acids. NCBI's taxonomy places the organism in Eukaryota, Metazoa, Arthropoda, Insecta, Diptera, Tephritidae. Gene Ontology annotation, biological process: DNA integration. The record is from RefSeq and is a predicted model, not a curated record. Gene Ontology annotation, molecular function: nucleic acid binding.
AUGAUGUUCGGCAUUGCUUGCGCUCCAGCGGUUUGGCAAAGGUUCAUGGAGAAGUUGGUGGGAGACAUUCCGGGAGUUACUGUGUUCCUCGAUGACAUCAAACUUACUGCACCCGACGAUGCAACACACCUUGAACGAUUGGAAGAAAUCUUACGCCGUCUAGAUAAUCACAAUAUGAGGGUCAACCUUGAUAAACAAGGCAUCCACAAAAUGAAACAAAAAGUGGAGGCUAUUCAAAACAUGAAAACGCCAACCAACAAAGACGAAGUCCGCUCUUGCUUGGGAUUGUUGCAGAAUAAAGUUGAGUUCAAUUGGGAUGCCAAAUGUGAAAAUGCCUUACAGUCAAUAAAAGACGUUAUGCAAUCGGACAUUGUGCUGACCCACUAUGAUCCUAAAUUACCAAUUACACUAGCUGUGGACGCGAGCCCGACCGGGGGGGCGGAGAACACCAACGCCGAUGCAAUGUCGAGGUUACCUUGCCCGGAAAAAUACUAUUGUAUUGAAGAGGUGGAUAUUAUUGAGUACGAAGCGAUACAAAACAAGCCAGUGACCGUAGAGGAGCUAAGUAUAAAAACAAAAGCAGAUCGGGAAGUACACAAAUUGGUCGAAUGUCUUAAAUAUGGUCGCGAAUGCGAUGCAAAGGACCGAUUUGGAGUAGAACAGAUGGAAUUUACGCUACAGAAAGGCUGUCUUUUGCGUGGUAUCAGGGUCUACAUACCAAAACCCUUACGCAAGCGAGUACUACAGGAACUACAUACAGCUCAUUUCGGAAUGUCGAAAAUGAAAAGUCUUGGUCGAGCAUAUUGUUGGUGGCACAACAUGGAUAGAGAUAUCGAAAACUUGGUAUCGAAUUGCAACGCAUGCCAGUUGAUAAGAGCAGAACCGAAAAAGAAUACACCAGUGCAUUGUUGGGCAACACCUACAAAGGUGUUCGAAAGAGUCCAUGCGGACUAUGCAGGCCCAAUAUUUGGAAGGUACUUAUUCGUACUUGUAGAUGCGUUUAGCAAGUGGCCCGAAGUACAUAUUGUCCCGAAUAUGAAUACUGAAACUACAAUACAACGGUGCGAAGAUAUUUUUGCUACUUUCGGGUUGCCCAACGUUUUCGUGAGCGACCACGGAACGCAGUUUAAUUCAAAGGCGUUCCAAAGUUUCUUGAAAAACAACGGCAUCACACAUAAACAAGGCGCACCGUACCACCCUGCGACUAAUGGCCAAGCGGAAAAGUUUGUGCAAACGGUAAAGACCAAACUACGUUCAGCUAAUUGCACUUCGAAUAGUAUGAAUCGCGAGCUGGCAAACAUUCUAAUGGCUUAUCGUCGAUCAAUUCACCCUGCAACAGGGAAAUCACCCGCGAUGAAUAUGUUUGGUCGGCAGAUCCAAUCCAAAUUAGAACUAUUGCUCCCAAGUAACAGCAGAAGCGACCAAGAACGCCCACCUAAGAAGCAAUUCCUCGUAGGGGACAAAGUUGCAGUGCGAGAUUAUCUAUCGAGCGCUAAGUGGCAGUUUGGAAUAGUCAAAGAGGUACUGGGUAGUUUACACUACGACAUUCGUUUAGACGACGGUAGAACGUGGAAGAGGCAUGUGGACCAAAUGAGAAAAGUAGGCGAGGGAGUGAUCCAUUCAAGGAAAAUGCCAGAAGAGCCGGAAAAAGUGGAUCAGAGGAAAGAUGACCAGAUAACGCUGUACGAGGCCACGACAUUUCAGCCCUCAGCGAGCCUAGCCGAUCGACCCAUAGCCGACGAACCUACCAUAGCCCGAGAGAAGAAUGAUUCUCCACAGCGUCAGACGACAACGGAAAGUGAGACGAAUAAUACAGAUGACACCACUGUUCGAAGAUCAACACGUAACCGGAGGGUACCGGAACGAUAUAAAGACUUUACGACAUAG